CCAACUUCCAAAUGCCUAAUUCUCCAGUCAAACUUACCCUCGUACCUAAAAAGUCAAUGUUCACAUCCCCCUUAUCCUCCUCCCACUAAUCACACACCAUCACCAACUCACCCCAAUUCCGAUCACCAAAAACCCUAAAUCAACAAAUGCCUUCUCACAACAUCGUCAUCCUCAUCACGCUCACAUGCAUCCUCUCUCCAACCACCGCCGAUGACGCCACCUGUCUACGCGGCGUCCACCGCUCGCUUCGUGAUCCAAACUCAAACCUUCACUCAUGGAACUUCAACAACCACACCGCAGGCUUCAUCUGCACCUUCGAUUUCAUCCGCUGCUGGAACGAUCAGGAGAAUCGUGUUCUCGAGCUCGUUCCUCGUGACCUAGGCCUCGUCGGAACGUUUCCGUCUGACGUACGCUUUUGUCAAAACUUACAGAAGCUAGAUCUGUCCGGUAAUAAUAUUACUGGAUCUAUACCUAACGAACUUUGUACAUGGUUGCCUUAUUUAGUUCAUUUAGACCUGUCUGGUAAUCAAUUCACCGGUGAAAUUCCGGCAGGUUUAGGCAAUUGUUCGUUUUUGAAUACUAUUAUUCUAUCGGAUAAUCAGUUAACCGGUAGUAUACCGGUUCAGUUUAGCAAUUUAGCUAGGUUAAGUAAAAUUUCAGUUGCGAAUAAUGAUUUAUCCGGUCCGAUUCCGGAAAGUUUGUCGAAAUUUGAUUCGGAUGGUUUUGACGGAAACCGAGGGCUUUGUGGCAAGCCGGUUGGUAGCUGUGGUGGUUUGAGUAAUAAGAAUUUGGCUAUUAUUAUUGCUGCUGGUGUGUUUGGGGCUGCGGCGUCGUUGUUGAUAGGGUUUGGGUUGUGGUGGUGGUGUUUUAUGCGGUCGAAGAGGAGGCGGAGUGGGGUUGUUGGUGAGGAUGAGGGGAGUGGGUGGGGUGAUGUGUUGAGGUCGCAUAAGCUUGUGCAGGUGACGUUGUUUCAGAAGCCGCUUGUGAAGGUUAGGCUGGUGGAUUUGAUGAUCGCGACUAAUAAUUUUAGUAAGGAGAGUGUUAUAGUUUCGACGGGAAGUGGGACGACGUAUAAAGCUGUACUUAGAGAUGGUUCUGCUAUUGCGAUUAAGCGGCUUAGCACGUGUAAGCUUAAUGAGAGGAUGUUUCAAGCUGAGAUGAACGCGUUGGGUCAUUUAAGACACCCUAAUUUGACACCUUUGUUGGGGUACUGUAUAGUGGAAGAUGAAAAGCUUUUGGUUUACAAGUACAUGUCGAAUGGAACUUUGUCUUCUUUGUUGGCUAAGCAGUCGAGCUUGUUGGAUUGGCCCACGAGGUUUAAGAUUGGUCUAGGGGCAGCCAGAGGACUUGCGUGGCUUCACCAUGGCUGUCGGCCUGCAAUCUUGCAUCAAAACGUUAGCUCAAACGCUAUAUUCGUUGAUGAAGAUUAUGAUGCUCGGAUAGUUGAUGUUGGUUUGGCUAGGCUCAUGACUUCUUCCGAUAACUAUGCAAACGAGAGUAGCUUUUUUAACGGGGAAUUGGGUGAGUUCGGUUAUGUGGCUCCGGAGUACUCGACCACCAUGGUUGCUUCUUUAAAAGGCGAUACUUAUGGUUUUGGGGUCGUGCUUCUGGAACUAGCCACCGGCCAGAAACCUACAAAUGUAGCCAUCGCCGAAGAGGGGUAUAAGGGUAAUUUAGUGGAUUGGGUGAGUCAAUUAUCAGGUGCAGGGCAGAUCAAAACCGCUAUAGAUAAGAACAUUCGAGGCAAAGGUGAUGAUGAAAAAAUCGUUGAAUUUAUGAAAAUUGCAGGUAAUUGUGUUACCAAGGCCAAGGCUAGAUGGUCAAUGUACGAGGUUUAUGAAGCGUUGAACAGUAUGGCACAAGAACUAGGUUUAUCUGAAGAUCAUGAUGAAUUUCCACUUCUUUUUGACACCCAGAAUGGUGUGUUUUGAGCCAAGAUCAUGUUUCCAACAUGGUCUGACUUGUGACAAAUAUCUCCAUUGAUUAUUACUGAUGAUGUAUGUUUAUUGUAGAUCCUAUGUUAUCUAUUUCACCUCUAUUCAUUUGAUGCUUGUCAAAUAUAUUACACGUAGUAUUCCAGCUUAUUUUCAAGGGCUUUUGAAGGUUUUUUUUAAUUGUUUGUAUAAUAUUAUAAUAUAAUUUUGUGUCUGAAAAUUUAAUGUUG
Helianthus annuus (common sunflower) is the source of this 2164-nucleotide messenger RNA. RefSeq names its product inactive LRR receptor-like serine/threonine-protein kinase BIR2. The coding region runs from base 147 to 1931 and encodes 594 amino acids. The transcript has a single exon. The record is from RefSeq and is a predicted model, not a curated record. Lineage: Eukaryota; Viridiplantae; Streptophyta; Magnoliopsida; Asterales; Asteraceae. Gene Ontology annotation, biological process: protein phosphorylation. Gene Ontology annotation, molecular function: protein binding; protein kinase activity; ATP binding.